This is a messenger RNA of Leptonychotes weddellii (Weddell seal), 4960 nucleotides long. The record is from RefSeq and is a predicted model, not a curated record. Lineage: Eukaryota; Metazoa; Chordata; Mammalia; Carnivora; Phocidae.
AUAGCCAUGCUGUGCAUGAGUGGCUACCUGAUCUGGAGAAACUGGAAGCGGAAGAACACCAAAAGCAUGAAUUUCGACAACCCGGUGUACAGGAAAACAACGGAAGAAGAGGACGAAGAUGAGCUCCACAUAGGGAGGACUGCUCAGAUUGGCCAUGUCUAUCCUGCAGCAAUCAGCAGCUUUGAUCACCCACUGUGGGCAGAGCCCUGUCUUGGGGAGACCAGAGAACUGGAAGACCCAGCCCCUGCCCUCAAGGAGCUUUUUGUCUUGCCGGGGGAACCAAGGUCACAGCCGCACCAACUCCCGAAGAACCCUCUUUCCGAGCUGCCUGUCGUCAAGUGCAAGCGAGUGGCAUUAAGCCUUGAAGAUGAUGGACUGCCCUGAGGAUGGGACCACUCCCUUCGUGCCUCAUGGAAUUCAGUCCCAUGCACUACACUCUCUGGAUGGUGUAUGCCUGGAUGAAGGGGUUUCUGUGUAUGGGUGGGUGUGUGUGUGUGUGUGUGUGUGUGAGAUUUCUUUUUAAUUUAUGUUGCGGAAAGGUAACCACAAAGUUGUGAUGAACUGCAAACAUCCAAAGGAUGUGAGAGUUUUUAUAUGUAUAAUGUUUUAUACACUUUUUAACUGGUUGCACUACCCAUGAGGAUUUCAUGGAAUGGCUACUGCUGAGUGACUAACAUGAUGUACAUAACCAAAUGGGGCUGAUGGUACAGUAGCUUACUCAUCAUUUUAAAACUAUAUUUACAGAGAGUAUUUGGUUUGGGGGGAGCUUUUUUAGAUUUUGCAGUUUUGGGUUUGAUUUUUUUUUUUUUUUUAGUAUAUAAAAUGAUUAUGCUUUGUGGCUAUCCAUCAACAUAAGUGAAAAAAAGGAGAAAACACUUCAACUCCCUCCCCCACUUAGAUUAUUUAUUAACAUAUUUCAAAAAAUAAGAUUAGUCCUAUAAAUAAUUUAGAGACACAAGAGUAUUUAUUUUUGGUAUGAUUGGCCCACCAUGCAGACUCUGUGUGCGUUUACGUUUCUAUGUGUAUGUGUGUGAGAGAGACAGAUCUGUAGAGAAGAGGCGCACCUGGGGCUGUUCGAAUCCAUACAGAGAAGAACAUGGGGAAACAGUCCAUGGAGGGGUAUCUGUAGUUUUCAGAGAAGCCUUUGGAAAUUUGGCUCAAAAAAAAUGGGUGCCGUGGUUUGUGUAAACACAUAGUGGAAGAGGCAGAUCUUUUCCACCUCUGGGAACUCCUGGGAUCCUAGUCCAUCAGGCAUAGCCUUUCAGUUCCCCUAUGGCUGCUGGGACUCCCACUCGGGCUUUCUCUUCUGUGGCUGGGGCCAGUGCACAGACUUCACACGGUGCCAGAAGUUCUUGUGAGCUCAGGCGAGAAUACGCCCGAACCUCGGCUCCUUGUUUUAAAGUUCGGCAUUUCAAGUAACUUCCUUUUCCUUCAGGAUGCUUGGGUUGAAUUCAUUAUGUUUCCUCUGAAGCACUCCUAGGGUGCCAUCCUUACUCGUGGAGAGCUAAGUGGAGACAUUUCUAGAACAGCCCAAGUUUCCUGUAGAGACUGGCUCAGGCACUGAACCUCUGAGAUUGGCAGUGGGUGAGGAUAAGGACAGUGGAAUAGGUUCUGUUAUAUCUCUAUUUCUCCCUUUCCCUUUCCCUUCCUCUCUGCCAUUUCCUGUAAGUGGGGGAAACAACAUAGGCUUGCUACCAUCAUGUGUUCAUUUAGAUGAAAGUAGCUUUUGGCUGAAGUCAGAGAAAGUGGCCAAACUUGAAGUCCUACAAGGGGGAAAUGGCAUAUACAACAUUAUCGUAUAUUGGAUAUAUAUGUUCACACAGGGAUUUGGUUUACUACUUUGUAAAUAAAAGGAAAAACUCUGGGUAUAUGUAUAGAUUUUUUUUUCAUUAUGGACACUUUUCUUUGUUUUUCCUGGGCGUUGGGAGAGGUGGGAGAAGUGCUCUUUUCUCUUUGUGGGGUCUGCCAUUGAAAACAUACUCCUACCAUCCCAGACGGAAUUCUGUCCCCACCAGCUCUCUCUUCCAAGAUCUGAUCUUUUCUUAACUCUGCUGUUCUGCCACUUCACUCCCACCAGACAGCCAGGGACAAGACAUGUGAACAAACUGAACAAAUUCUGACACCCCUCCCCUCAGCAGCCCCCAACUCAGUGAAGCUUGGAUAUCUCACCAGCUUGAUAUCCUUCGCAUUUCCAGGCAGGCAUUCGGGAGUUCUAUAACCCUGCUCCUAGAACCUUUCUUCACGUCACUCAUGAUCUCCUCACUUCCGAGAAAAACAACUGUGUUCUGGAGCCUUGGCCCUAUGCUCUGCAUAAACAAGCAAUUUCCUCACGAUAUGCAUGUGUUGUAGUCCUGAAACAUUCAUUGAGAGGCAAUUGACCUAAAGACCAAUACCAAAUAGGAUUUUAAGAACAGGUGGCCAACUCCUAUGGAGCUUAAUCACUUACUACUAUUCUUUCAAGAAUGGAAAGUAAAAUUAUUUUUGACUGGAGAAAAAUGACAAAAACAUUGAGAUUUACACGAAACAAGCAACUUUUUCUAUGACCCGUCUCAAAGAAAUAGAAUUCCCUGGGGAAAUGAGAACGGUGACUAAUGUGUAGUUUCUAAACUGUCAGUCAGAUCCUGCCCUUCCCAGAAAAAAACAAAACAAAAAAAAUGGAGUCAGGAUGGUUCAGCCUGAGAUCUCAAAAGGAUGAUGAGACACAACUUUCUCAGAGACAUCCAUGUUUCCUGAAUAUGCUACAGCUGCAGUUUGGAAGAGGCGGCUACGGAAGCAAGCUACGGAAGACCAACUGCAGAGUCCUCACGUGUCCGAUGGUAGUCAAUAAGAUGAAAUCUGAGGAGGCCAGGUCCAUCCUCCCUCUCUAGUCUUGGAGGCUUCUGAACCUCAUUUUGAGGUAUAAUUGCAUUUCUGUUGCCUUUUGCCCCUGUGCUGUCAUAUACCUACAGCCAAUAACAGAUCAUAGAGUCAUCGGACUGUAGAGCCAGAAGGAAACCUAGACAUGAGGCCAGGAGGGUAGAAGAUUUAUCAGACAUUUUUUUUCUCUGUUUAAAAGAAACUGGUCCCAGACCUUUUCUUUCCUUUCCUUCUCUAGGAGACUACUUUGGGCUGCCUGAACAUUGUACCAAACCUGCUAUCUACUGGCCUAUCUUUCCAGUGGAAUUAUGAAGACGCUGGUAGAAAUAGCCUCCCAGAAACAGAAAACUAAAAUUUUAUUUAUUUACUCUUGAUAGCCUGAUUAUUUAUAAAAUAGUUUGAGGUAACCUUUAACCUCAAGAUGAGAUCGGAAUUAAAUUUAUGGCAAUAAGUACUAUGAUCCUUCCAAUUUUCUCUGUGAUUGCAGUAUAUCCAUUCACUGAAACCAUUUGCCAGGUACCAACUAAGUGCCGGGCACUGCAGAUGGACGGGUCACUCAAGUGUUUUCUGUCCUUACAGAGUUCACUAACAGUAGAGGAGGACCUGUGGAAACAAAAAAGGAAUAGAUUCUUUUCAGAGUACUCUUAAGGCACAAAGGAGAGAGAGGUCAUUUCUACAUAAGGAGAUAAUGAAUGGGGUCAAGAAAGGCAUUGUGGAAGUGACCUUAUACUAAGUCUUGAAAACUAAGUCGGGGUGUCCGGGCUGCCCCAGGCAGAGGAGGACACGGAGACAUGAAACAGCAUGGGGACUGGAAGGAACUGCAUGUAAUUCAUUGUAAUGAGCAAAAGGCUCAAGGGGGACUUAGCAAGAAAUGAGGCUGAAUGGAAAGACAGGUUCAAUGUAAGCACUUUAUAGAAUACUUAUGUUUAAUUUCUGAUUCAAUUAUGCAAACAUUUCUUAGUCAUUUAUUGUGUACGAGGCACCAAGGGCAUCAUGGAGAGUUCAUCAGGAUGCAUCGCCAGCACUUUGCAGACAUGACAGUCUUUAGCCUCCAGCUUUCCAGUGGCCAAAGGGAAAUAGUGACUGUGUUUCAUAUGUUUGAGUUGACCCUUUUUUGAAUAUAAGGGUAAUGGGAUUUUCACAGAAGCACUCCAUGUUGUCAAGAGCCUCUGCGAUUUUCUCAACACCGAGAAAACGAAAUUUUGGAGAUGGGUAGUCUGCAGAGGGAACCCCAAGCACUGUCUAGUCAGGUGCUGGUGGGAGUUGGGAGAGAGCACAGGAAUGUGAGCCUCAUUCCUCUCCCUAACUCCAGCCGUACUAUUUCACAGAAUAUUAAUGAGUUAGGAAUGAAAACAUUCAGAGUAAAUAACUUCCUUUCCCAUCAAUGCAUGAAGAUAGGAGUAUCGGAGUCUUCUCACACUGUAUUUUUAAGGUAUUGGGGAUUUUCAGGAUACAGAGAACUUAGAGGUGGAGGAAUUACAGCUUCAAAUUUUCAGUUAAUAUAAGAAAUCAGGAAGCUCUGUUCAUUCAGGCUAUGCACCAUGUGCAUAGUCAAGAAUCAGCAGAAACCCUCUGCAUUUGCAAACACUUUGUGCUAUAAAAAGUAAUUUUAAAAAAGCCACCUGUAUAUGUAUAUAUAUAUUUAAAAACAUGAAGGUUUUGAUACUUUUUUACAAAAACUACAAGAGAAAACAUACCUGUACGAACCAUGUGUUUUAAAGUAGCAUUUUGUUCUCUACAGCUGUUGUUCAUUUGGGGGUGAAGUACUGGUUUGCAGACUCCAUCACAUUGUACCCAAAUGAAUUUUCCUUGUUUGUCUUCCCCCCAACACCCUCAAAUGACCAUAUUUGAUGUAACAGGCAUGUUAGAAUGUUGGGUCACACUAACGGUUUCUGCUCUUUUUGUCUUGUCAUUCCGAGUUUCAUUAGCUUCUGUACUCAGUGCCCUUUGCAGUCUGGUUUUUGUUCCAGAAGCAGAGGGUGGCGUGCUGCAUCUCACUAGCUAUACUGACAUCAUCUUGGUGAACGAAAAACCAAACGUGAACAUUUGUAAAAUCAGUGCACUGUUUCUAGAGAGAGAUUAAAUUCAUUUUUUAAAAUCUGAA